GUCUAAACUUGGAUUGGGAGGGUCUUCAUUCAGCUGUUGUGUGCAGCUGAGCACAUUCUGGACUUUGUUGACCGGUAGCGUUGCGGUGAAUCGCAUAUAAAACUGACAAGCACGCAAACUUCUGGAACACAACAUUUAGGCAAAACUUUUGUGCGUAAUUACGCGACAGGAGAGAUACGGUGAUUUUGUGUUUUUAUUUAUAACGGUAAACAACAUAAUCAGUUUAGCUCUAGUUUUAAUAUUUGGUGGUGGGCAUUUGACAGCAAACCUUUGGGACACACUUUCUUCAACUUUUUCGAGUUUCACCAUGGCAGAGGGAGAUUUCUACACAAUGAGCAACAGACAGAGGGCCCCGCGGGAUCCUUUCAGGGAACAGUCGCUCGCGUCGAGGUUUAUGGACGAUGACUUUGGACUGCCUGCGUUUCCCGACGAUUUAUCUAUGGACUGGCCUGGCUGGGCGCGACCUCGACUGAGCGCGCGCCUCGACACGCCGUGGACCGGCUCGUUGCGCACGGGCUUUCCGCGGACGAGCAUGGGCGCGCCGCAGGGUUUCAGUACCAGGUACAGCGAGACCCCUCGCAGAUCCAGCGCGUCCCCGAGCAACCCGGACGAGCCGUGGAAAGUGUGCGUGAACGUGCACAGCUUCACACCAGAGGAGCUUAACGUCAAAACAAAAGACGGUUUUGUAGAAGUGUCAGGAAAACACGAGGAAAAGCAGGACGAGGGCGGAAUCGUCACCAAAAACUUCACAAAGAAAAUCCAGAUACCAACUGACGUGGACCCUCUCACUGUGUUUGCCUCUCUAUCUCCGGAAGGGGUUCUCAUCAUUGAAGCCAGGCAGACCCCUCCGUACUACCUCUACAGCAACGAGACGCCCGCAGAACCCACAGAAGCACCCAAGGCAAGACCUCAGGAACCCAGCAUGGCUUAAAUCCCUCUCUCUGAAGCACACCACUGACAGGGAGCGGGCAGGGGCUCUCAUGGAAUUUGUUCCAAGUGCUGCAAAUGUCUAGUUUGAUCAGUUUCAUGCAUUUUCUUAAUCCAAAAGUCAUUAACUUGUUGUGAAAUUAGCUCCGUGGUCCAUAAAUUGAUGUUCCUCUACGUGGUACAUGAUUGGAUCAAAUACCUGUAGCCUUUAGUUACCAAAUGGAGGAGGAUAAACACAUGUGAUGGAGCUAUCAAUGAAAUGAGAGGAAGACGAAGACCAGGCCAGCUUUCUGUACUGAAAAGUGCUGUAAUUGAUGUUCAGAUUUAAUUACAAGUGCCUCUUAAUUAGACACGACCCCUUUUUAACCCCCCUUUAAGGCAUGUCCAGAAAGAUGGGGUUUCAUCGGACGCAUGCGCCUGGCCCGAAAUUAACUUCCGGUUUGUGUUUGUUCAUCAGUCUGGCUAAUGAUGUAACUAUUUAUAUUUGAAUCAAUUUAUAUUCAUAAUAAUAAUUCAUUGUAUAAUAAUUGUAUUUAAUAAACAAUUUGUUGAAUUUUAUUGUAUAUUCAUUUUAUUAAAUAAACAAUUUGUUGAA
This is a messenger RNA of Triplophysa rosa, 1522 nucleotides long. It is a transcript of the gene hspb8, whose product is annotated as heat shock protein b8. The transcript is spliced from 3 exons. Gene Ontology annotation, molecular function: protein homodimerization activity. Gene Ontology annotation, biological process: cellular response to unfolded protein. The record is from RefSeq and is a predicted model, not a curated record. Gene Ontology annotation, cellular component: nucleus; cytoplasm; protein folding chaperone complex. NCBI's taxonomy places the organism in Eukaryota, Metazoa, Chordata, Actinopteri, Cypriniformes, Nemacheilidae. Bases 308 to 931 code for a protein of 207 amino acids.